AUGUAUACGUAUUCGCCAGUAUCUGAGUGUGCAGAGAACAUCUCAGUGCGCACCGGAGAUCAUGACAUUGCAUCACCGGAGAAUUGCAAUCAGCACGAGUGCCCGCCGUCCUAUCAGCGCUACGGUAUUCAGAAGAUUAUCGUACAUGAUCGUUACGGUGCUAAUCGGGAUCUCCGCAUUAAUGAGCAUAACGACAUAGCAUUGAUUCGAAUGGAUAAGGCGGUGGAAUUUAAUGAUUACAUGCAGCCUGUUUGCCUGCCCAUUGUUCGCCUUCAACAAGAGCUAAGCGAGGGUGCACUACUCACGGUGGCCGGUUGGGGUCACACGGGUUUAUCUCAACAUAGUAGAGUGAAGAAAAAAGUCCGGGUGCCACUUUAUUCCAUGGAAAAGUGUCGCCAUAUUUUCGAUAGUUACUUUUAUGUUGCUGAUGAGCAACUCUGCGCUGGUGGUGUUUUCCACCGAGACGCAUGCAGUGGAGAUUCUGGCGGCCCUCUUAUGCGCCUCAAUUCGACUUCUUGGGUAAUUGAGGGCAUCGUGGCAUCUGGACGCGGCUGUGGACUAGAGAACAUACCGGGGGUCUAUACUCGCAUUCGAAGCUAUAUCGAUUGGAUUGCAGAGCAUAUGGAACCGUGGUAGUACCAUGACAGUAUUUGCCUACAUAAAAUUUACCUAGUUGAACAUACUUGUCAUCUAGGUGGAAAUGAAUUCGAGAGGAAAGCAGGGAACUUAAAAGCAUUAAGACGAAGAGUAUUGCUUAACCAACAAAAAAUGUACAAUUAGUAAUUAAAUUAAAGAAAGAUG
Rhagoletis zephyria (snowberry fruit fly) is the source of this 801-nucleotide messenger RNA. RefSeq names its product serine protease easter-like. NCBI's taxonomy places the organism in Eukaryota, Metazoa, Arthropoda, Insecta, Diptera, Tephritidae. Gene Ontology annotation, biological process: proteolysis. Gene Ontology annotation, molecular function: serine-type endopeptidase activity. The record is from RefSeq and is a predicted model, not a curated record.